Acipenser ruthenus (sterlet) is the source of this 1937-nucleotide messenger RNA. Its product is annotated as arrestin red cell. Gene Ontology annotation, cellular component: cytoplasm. Gene Ontology annotation, molecular function: angiotensin receptor binding. The record is from RefSeq and is a predicted model, not a curated record. Lineage: Eukaryota; Metazoa; Chordata; Actinopteri; Acipenseriformes; Acipenseridae. The coding region runs from base 149 to 1372 and encodes 407 amino acids. The transcript has 15 exons. Gene Ontology annotation, biological process: positive regulation of ERK1 and ERK2 cascade; G protein-coupled receptor internalization; signal transduction.
AGAAAAAGAGAGAGAGAGAGAGAGAGAGAGAGAGGGAGGAGAGGAAAAACAACGAAGACGCAACACGAGCGGGGAUUCCACUUCUUAUUAAUACUGAAAUCAAUCAGCCAUCAGCAGCAGCAAUAUUAUAGACAAACCAGCACUGGAAAUGGUGGACAAAGCAGGCACGAGAGUCUUCAAGAAGUCCAGCCCCAACUGCAAGCUGACCGUCUACCUGGGAAAGAGAGACUUCGUGGAUCAUCUGGACCACGUGGACCCAGUCGAUGGAGUAGUGCUUGUGGAUCCAGACUACUUGAAAGACAGAAAAGUCUUCGUCACGCUCACCUGUGCGUUUCGGUACGGACGGGAGGACCUGGAUGUUCUGGGGCUCUCGUUCCGGAAGGAUCUCUACAUCUCCACAUUCCAGGCCUUCCCUCCACUCCCCGAUGAGAAGAAACCGCUGAGCCGCCUGCAGGAGAGACUGCUCAAGAAACUGGGAGAGCAGGCCUACCCCUUCUACUUCAUGAUUCCUCAGAACCUGCCCUGCUCCGUCACCUUACAGCCAGGACCAGAGGACACCGGCAAGGCCUGUGGAGUGGAUUUUGAGAUUCGGGCAUUUUGUGCCAAAGCCGUCGAUGAGAAGAUUCACAAAAGGAACUCGGUCCGGCUGGUGAUCCGGAAGGUCCAGUACGCCCCUGAGAAGCCCGGUCCGCAGCCCAUGAUGGAGACGACCCGCAGCUUCCUCAUGUCAGACCGGUCCCUGCACCUCGAGGCCUCGCUGGACAAGGAGCUGUACUACCACGGAGAGCCGAUCAGCGUCAAUGUCCACGUCACGAACAACUCCACCAAAACAGUGAAGAAGGUGAAAAUCUCUGUUCGACAGUAUGCAGAUAUCUGUCUGUUCAGCACUGCCCAGUACAAGUGUCCUGUAGCCCAGACAGAGGCAGAUGACCAGCUCGCUCCCAGCUCCACGUUCUGUAAGGUGUACACCCUCACACCCACACUGAACAACAACCGUGAGAAGAGGGGGCUGGCUCUCGACGGCAAGCUGAAGCACGAGGACACCAACCUGGCCUCCAGCACCAAAGUGAAGGAAGUUGCUAACAAGGAGAUCCUGGGGAUCCUCGUCUCCUACCGGGUCAAAGUGAAGCUGGUGGUGUCCCGCGGAGGGGAUGCGUCCGUAGAGCUCCCCUUCAUCCUCAUGCACCCCAAACCCUCCGACCAGCCCCCCUCCUGCCCACAGUCAGCGGUUCCAGAGUCAGACGCUCCGAUCGACACAAACCUGAUAGAGUUCGAGACAAAUUUCUCUCCGGACGAUGACAUCGUGUUCGAGGAUUUCGCUCGGCUGCGACUCAAAGGAAUGAAGGAUGAUGACGACGACCACUUCUGCUGAGGCCCCGCCCCCUGAGGGUGUGGCUUCGGGUGUGAGCAUUCCAAGAGGGCGGGUCCAUGCAACCACAGGCCCCGCCCACAAGAGCCAACACCACCUCCGAGAAGACAGGACAAAAAAAAUAAUAAUCAUCUUCAUCUUCUUCUCUACAUUCGUGUGUCCGGCGUAACUUUAUAGAACGUUUAUAUAGACUAACAGCGAGGGGGAGAGAAUCUAGAAUAUUAACAUUAAUAUUAUUACUGUUAUAAUUAUAAAACAAAACCUGCCCAACAACCAGGAGAACGAGAAUCACAUGGAGACAGGAGCUCAGAUCAUUUAUUAUUAUUAUUAUAGGAAUUCUAAUCUUGUUGUUCUUGUUUGUUUUAAAGGGUCGAGACUAACCGCGUUACUUUCUGCUCUAUUUAUAACGGAAUGUCAGUUCUGGGUUUUAUUGUGGUUUGCUGCAGUUUUUACUUUUUGCAUCCUGCGGGGGGCGCUAAUGUUCACGUUCGAGAUGUAAUACCCGAAAGUUUUUAAAUUCGCUGGUAAAUGAAAGUCUACCACCUUACAAUAAAUUAUAAUCUCUUGA